Hyla sarda is the source of this 927-nucleotide messenger RNA. Its product is annotated as taste receptor type 2 member 40-like. Gene Ontology annotation, molecular function: G protein-coupled receptor activity; bitter taste receptor activity. The record is from RefSeq and is a predicted model, not a curated record. The coding region runs from base 1 to 927 and encodes 308 amino acids. The transcript has a single exon. NCBI's taxonomy places the organism in Eukaryota, Metazoa, Chordata, Amphibia, Anura, Hylidae. Gene Ontology annotation, cellular component: membrane. Gene Ontology annotation, biological process: detection of chemical stimulus involved in sensory perception of bitter taste; G protein-coupled receptor signaling pathway; sensory perception of taste.
AUGGGUUUGGACCACAUUUACAUUCCGCCAUUUGUGGGGACCUUUCUUAUUAUCCUUAUGAUUGAGAUCUUCACUGGAGUAUUGACCAAUGUCUUCAUUGUGGUUGUCAAUGUCCAUGUCUGGCUAAGAGGACAGAGCCUGAACUCUAGUGACCAUUUGGUGGUCUCGUUGGCUCUCUCUAAUUUCUGCUUCUCUUGUAUAAAUGCUUCCACCAUUGUAUGCUUCAUCUAUUUCUAUGACAUCUUCUUGGUGGAUUAUGUUUUUUACAUCUUGUACAUGAUCAUGACCUACAGCAUCUUCUCUAGUUCCUGGCUUUCUGCCUGGCUGUGCUUAUUUUUCUGUGUAAAAAUUAUUACUUACCAACAAGGCUGUAUGGCAUGGCUGAAGGCGAAAAUCACAAGCGUGGUUCCAUGGCUGAUCCUGUCAUCUCAAGUCUUCUCUAUUGCCUCCAGUCUCCCAGUGAUAUGGUCCUUCACAAAAGUGUAUGCAUCAAAUUCUACCGAUCAGUUGGAGACCAAUGGGACAUCCACAGUUGUUGGAUAUAAAAUUAAUCAGACUUAUAACCUGUUUUCCAUCUUCAUAAAUUGCUUUGUACCUUUCAUGGUGGUGAUGGCCACAACUGGACGCAUCAUUGCAUCUCUCUUUUCUCAUGCUCGUCAUAUGAAACAGAACAUGGAAGAUCAUGGUCCAAGCCUAAAGGCCCACCAGGGGGCUGCCCGAACAAUGAUGUCUCUCCUUAUCCUAUACCUCAUAUUUUACGUGGUGGAACUAGGUCUUGGGUUCCUCUCGAUGAUGGAUCCAUUAUACUGGGUGUGUUUUUUACUGAUUUUUUCUUUUCCUACUCUACAGUCGGUCAUAUUUAUUGCAGGGAAUGCCAAGCUGAAGCAGACUUGGUUGAAAAUUUUGAAGAGCUGUAUAAAGAAAUAG